Messenger RNA from Malassezia vespertilionis, 1116 nucleotides. RefSeq lists its product as uncharacterized. The record is from RefSeq and is a predicted model, not a curated record. NCBI's taxonomy places the organism in Eukaryota, Fungi, Basidiomycota, Malasseziomycetes, Malasseziales, Malasseziaceae. The transcript has 2 exons. The coding region runs from base 1 to 1116 and encodes 371 amino acids.
AUGUCCAUGCUUGGCAUGGAGAACACGACAGGCGAGAUCAAUAAAAAGUACGCAUCGUGCGCAACGCUGCUUUCGACGCCGGGCCCUACACCGUUAGAGGGAACACCCAAAGAGUACUUGCAAGCCGAAUCGAAUGCAACGAAAGAGAAGCGUAGAGACCUUGAGUCAAUUUUGUUGCUCGUACGCAAGCUGCGUGAGGGAUUGGUGUCAAGUGCACGGUUCGACGCAUUUACGCUGGACGUGUACGAAUUAUCCAUCGUUUUGUCCAUCUUGUGUGGAAACAUGGCUCAACUUUCUCUCGCUUUGGCACGCAUGUUUGAGGAUGUAUACCCAAUUACCACAGAAUCUGACGCAAAUACAGAGCACCCCGUUGCGGUCGACGUCGCAGUUUUGUUUCAUCAUGACCCGAACCCAUCCUCACUAUGGCAAUCUAGUCUUAUGCGUGGACGGCGUGCUAUGUUUGAGUGUCUUUGGCUUUUAGAAGCUGUCAUUGCAGCACGUCCUGGACAUAUGCACGAGUUCCUUGCAAGGCGAUGCUUGCUUCAAGCGCGUCAGGGACGCAGCGACGCGCGCAUUGAUUUUUUUAUGCAAUUUGCAAACACAGCAUACACGGCGCUCCAGCGAGCAGAUUCAGAGACGCUGUUGCGUCUGUUCUCCAACGAUUCCUCGUGUACCACUGCAGAAUCCCUUAAAAAGUGCAGCUUUAGUGCCCUUUUCUGGCCCAAAGCGCUGGCGCUCAAUCUAAUCGUCAAAGUACGGACGUGCGCGGAACACGUAGUUCGGCGUGCCUACCUCCAAAUUCCAGCCCGGCAAGAGUUUGUGACUAUUGUGAAGGGAUUAGAGUGUUCUACCUUAGAUGUCAAGAACGAAUUGACAAGCAACCUUGAGAGUAUCCGCUGGUUGGAGACCAGGCUGCUUCUGGACCUGAACACGCAAGAGGCAUUGUUUGGGAAAAAAGAGCACGGCACAAACGACACAAAUCUCACCCGAAGUCUGGAUCUGCUCUAUGGAAUUGCAAGACAGCUUGGUGAACACCGCUGGAAUACAGCAAUCGCACAACUCCGGAACAGAGUGAGUAGCACACCGUCCUCGCACACGCUUAAAUUAAAGCCGUAG